Amoebophrya sp. A120 is the source of this 1060-nucleotide messenger RNA. NCBI's taxonomy places the organism in Eukaryota, Dinophyceae, Syndiniales, Amoebophryaceae. The record is from the annotation of a GenBank genome assembly.
CAAGAAACUACACCUGAAACUGGCUGUCGAACUGAAGCUCGUUAGUACAUCAACAUCGAUACUUUUCUAAGGAGCAUAAUUUCAAGUAGACUCAUUAAAGACCAUUCUUCUGAAAAACUAACACAAGCGCAUAGUAUUAAAGAACUUUUUUCCACAUUUAAGUACAUUGUACAUACCGAAUAAACACGACAUACGAAACUAGAUAUCAAGAACGUUUUGCCAUUUACUUAAUCGGGUCAUUUAUCUGUACAGCUCCUAGAAAAAUAUAUAACACAGACAAGAAUUGCGUGACAUCAAUAAUUUUCUUAAUUUCAACGACAUUUUUCCUCAGCAUAGUUCAACAAAAUGCGACAUUUUUUCUCCUCCCAGCUGAGCAAGAUCUUGCUCGUGGCCACCACAUUUCAGCCCUUCCAUGUCGCCUUCGCCACCGACCGUUCGUGCGGCUGCGUGGACAUUCCCACCGUCCAAGAUGCCAUUUACCCGGACCGCUGGCUGAGCGAGAAGCUCGAGCUUUUGCAGAAGCAUCAGUAUGACGAACAAAACCCAAUCCAAGUCGGGCUCUUCGCGAAAGGCAAAGGACAAGGAGCGCAAGGCGACGAAGCGACGAAAAUCCAUAAUGACUUAAUCCGGAAAGAUGCCGAAAAGAGUAACGAAACGAGCACCAAGUGGAGCGACAGAUUCACGCUAGCUCUGAACAUCAAUCUUCUCUCCGACCCGUUUCAAGAACAACCUGACGCCAGUUUUUCUGGUAGUGGAACAGAGGUCUUCCCCUGGAGAUCGGAAUUCAUGUUCCUCGAAGACGUCACGGAGAUGUACCAAAGGUUGUACAGGCGCCCGGUCGUGAUAUCACAGGAGGAGCCACUGGGCGGGUUCGAAGACGAGGAGAAUAACGCUGUUUAUAAUUCAAGUGGUCCUCCUUCUUUCAUCGCACCUGGGACUCUUACCCCGCUUCAGACGUUCGACCCUGAACCGUUCGACAAGCAGCUGGAAAGCGACGCCGAGGCUCUUCUGACCCGGCUGGACCGGAGUAAAGCUAUCUAUAUCAAGUGCAAAAAUGUCU